Molecule: messenger RNA, 979 nt
Organism: Melanotaenia boesemani (Boeseman's rainbowfish)
Lineage: Eukaryota; Metazoa; Chordata; Actinopteri; Atheriniformes; Melanotaeniidae
Gene: ndufs3
Product: NADH:ubiquinone oxidoreductase core subunit S3
Exons: 7
Coding region: 74-859 (261 amino acids)
Molecular function (GO): NADH dehydrogenase (ubiquinone) activity
Source: RefSeq, a predicted model, not a curated record
CCUUUCAUCCUCCGGGCCGGUAGAGGGCGACAGUCGUCUGUUUGUACGAAGAAACUCAUCUAAUAUCGCAACCAUGGCGGCGUCGUUGGUGAGACUUGUCCGUGGUGGUAUUGGAAGGAGCAUUAACAUUGCCAGAAGUUCAUGUCUCCUACAGCAGCAGAUCAGAUCCCAGAGCUCCACCACCGAGUCCCGACCCACCGUGAGGCCCAAAGAUGCCGUCACUCACAACCAGCUCGCGGCAUUUGGAGAAUAUGUGGCUGAGAUGAUGCCCAAAUACAUCCAGCAGGUCCAGGUGACAUGUUACAAUGAGCUGGAGGUGAUGAUCCAUCCCGAUGGGGUGGUUCCUGUGCUGACCUUCCUGAGGGACCACACCAACGCUCAGUUCAGGAACAUGAUCGAUCAGACGGCUGUGGACAUCCCGACACGGCAGAACCGCUUCGAGAUUGUGUACAACCUGCUGUCGCUACGCUACAACUCUCGCAUUCGCGUCAAGACGUACACAGAUGAGUUAACACCAGUGGACUCUGCAGUCCCCGUCCACAAGGCUGCCAACUGGUAUGAGAGGGAGAUUUGGGACAUGUUUGGGGUGUUCUUUGCCAACCACCCUGACCUGAGGCGCAUUCUGACGGACUACGGCUUUGAGGGUCAUCCCUUCAGGAAGGACUUCCCUCUAUCGGGAUACGUAGAGGUGCGUUAUGAUGACGAGUUGAAGCGUGUGGUGGCUGAGCCUGUGGAGCUGGCACAGGAGUUCAGGAAGUUCGACCUGAACACGCCGUGGGAGGUUUUCCCUGCGUACCGUGAGCCCAAAGAGGCUGCAGCCAAACUGGAGGCUGGUGAUGCAGCUCCUGAGAAGAAGUGAUGUCCCUCUGUUUGGUCCACAUGUUUCACCACCAUGUUCUGCCUGCCUGUGUCAUUCAGACUCCAGCUUCUCGAGGACCCCACCUGAAAUAUUUAUGUAAAUAAAGAUACUAAUAAACCA